GCAGACGAUCAUCCAGUCAAAUCCAUCAGGGCUGUAGCUGUAAAAGGCUGGCUUUCCCAUGACAGAAAUGCAAAAAAUGCCUUGGCUAUUCUUGUGGUCAACCAAUUCAACUAAGAUGAAAGAUGAAGACCAUGAGGUUACAGAAGGCAAGGAUCAUAAGAAGAAGCACAAAGCUUUAGGUGUAGAACUGAAAAACUAUUUGAUGUCACUGGUGCCACACAUGGAAUCAGCUGAAAUAAAAUAUUCCAUCUCCAAAGAUGUAAUGCUUCAUGAAGAAGAAGUUAUACAGUGGUCCCAGUCUCUAGAAAAGCUUCUGGCAACACAGUAUGGUAGAGAUGCUUUCAAAGAAUUUCUGAAAUCCGAAUUCAGUGAUGAAAACAUUGAAUUUUGGCUGGCUUGUGAGGAUUACAAGAAAACCCAGGCCGAUCAUUUACAUGGCAAAGCAGAGAAGAUUUACAAGGAGUUUGUUCAGUCAGAUGCUGAAAAGCAAGUAAACAUUGACUUUCACACAAGAAAAAACCUAGCUGAGAAGGCUCAAGACCCAACACCUUCCAGCUUUGAUGAGGCCCAGAGACUUGUGUAUGUGCUGAUGGAAAGAGACUCAUACCCAAGAUUCCUAAAAUCCAGAUUCUACCAUGAUCUGCUAAGUAAAGGUGAAUGCAGCGGUCUCAAGUGAAGAUGCCAAAGAGAAUCAAGAAUGGCUCGGAAUCUUCAUUGGCACUAAAGGCAGUUCAAGUGUGGCUGGGUAUCAGCACAGGAAAUGGGACAGUUGGGACUGGAGAACAGAGGGGAAGUUGGAAAAAUCAGGCCAUGGUCUUGUCUGCCUGAGAUACCCUGUGGAGGGAAAAUACAUACUGCAUGUCUUUAGGCACCUGUAAGCUAAAGAUUGCUGCCAUCAUUAUGAUCUCUUCCCUCUCAACUUGUCUUGACAUUCACAUUUGGCAAAGGUGCUGCCAUAUGGGAAGGAUGAAAACUCUUAAUGCUGUUGCUGAAAGAAGAUUGUGUGUACCAGUGAAUAUCAACAGUAUUUCUUUCUUUCUAUCACAGACUGUAAAAGCAAGGAGCUUGUUUACUAUCUAAUAGGUUGCAAUACAAAGGUAGUAAAAAAUAACAAUUGUAUACUGUCAA
Pogona vitticeps (central bearded dragon) is the source of this 1128-nucleotide messenger RNA. It is a transcript of the gene RGS1, whose product is annotated as regulator of G protein signaling 1. The record is from RefSeq and is a predicted model, not a curated record. NCBI's taxonomy places the organism in Eukaryota, Metazoa, Chordata, Lepidosauria, Squamata, Agamidae.